This is a messenger RNA of Hepatospora eriocheir, 684 nucleotides long. Lineage: Eukaryota; Fungi; Microsporidia; Hepatosporidae. The record is from the annotation of a GenBank genome assembly.
AUGUUAGAUAGAAAAAUAUGGGAAAGCAUUGGGAAUAAGAAGACAUGCUCAUUUAAAUUAAAUACAAAAGUAGAGACAUUAUGUAAAAAUAAAUAUAACGUAACAGGAUAUUGUAAUGAAUUUAGUUGUCCGUUAGCAAAUACUAAGUACGCAACAGUUAGAGUAGUUGAGGAUAAACUGUAUUUGAUGAUUAAAGAGCCUGAAAGAACACACACGCCUGUUGAAAUGUACGAGAAAAUUGAAUUAAGUUAUGACUAUUUAGAAGCACUAAAACAGCUUGAUGAAAAUUUGGAGUUUUGGGACCCAGAAGUUAUACACAAGUGUAAGCAAAGAUUAACAAAAAUGUUUGAGUAUUUAGAGCGUAAGUUAAAUCUAGAAGAAAAUCCGUUACCACAACUAACUGUACGUAAAACCAAAAUGAACAGAAGAGAGAAAAUACGUGCACUUAAGGCUCUUAAUACCUUGAAUUUUGAAAAAGAUAUAAGUAGAGAACUGAUGAUCAGAUUAGAAGAAGGAAUAUUUGGAGAUGAGUUGUUAGAGGCUUAUAAGGAUGCUAAAGCUAAGGCAAUUAAACACAAAGAUAAAAGAUACGUUGCAGAUAUUGAUUUGGAAAAGGAUGAAUUACAACCUAAACAUACCCGGAAGAAGAAAAAGAAAGAGAAACAACAGAAUCUUAACUGGUAA